Messenger RNA from Cuscuta epithymum, 4436 nucleotides. The record is from the annotation of a GenBank genome assembly. Lineage: Eukaryota; Viridiplantae; Streptophyta; Magnoliopsida; Solanales; Convolvulaceae.
GGCGUAUAUAACUAAACGCUGAAAACGACUCCUCCUUCAAACUCUCCACUUUCUUCGCCGACACAAACCCAUUGCACUCCAACGAAAGUCAUCGGCGGCUCAUCCAAGCAACGGGAAAACGAAGUGGUCCUCACACAUCAUCGACCUCGAUCUUCUCAGCUCGUACCACAGCGUGCAACCACAACCGAACGAACAUCGACACAAUCCGGCGUCACUCUGCGCUAUCACUUACAUGGCAACGAUCUGGAAGUUCCAUGGCCAUGGCUCGAUACCCUUUUCAUUCUUCCCCCUUGAAUUGUCUAUGGAUAUAUUUUCACCCAGUGACCAUUGUUUAUGAGUUUUGUACCCCUUUGUAAUUUAGAAUUAAUUUCAUGUAUCUCAAUUGUAAGUUUGAGAUGUAAUAAUUUAAUCAUUAGGAUUAGAAUUAUAUUAGAUUAGGAUAGAAUUAGUACUGGAGCGGAGGCAUUGAUCCCAGGUAUGUCUCUUGAAACCACUUUUUUUAUCCACCUUAAAAUUAUAACAUUACUCUCUAUUUUUUGAAACCAUUCUAUCAUAUUCGAUGUCUAGCAAAAACUCUAUCAAUGUCAUAAGAACAACAUGCCAAGGAAUAGGGAGACAAAAACAAUCAUUAUAAAAUCUAUAGAGUGAAAUCUAAUGGUAUUUUCAAUAAUCACGAACUUAAUUGGAUAACAAAUUGAUCCUAACUUUAAACUCUCUAAGACAAUUAUAAGAAGACUUAUUUUAUUUAGUCAUGUAAAUAAGUAGGUUUAUACUACAAAGCAAAGUAUAUUCUGUAAAGUAUAUUGAGCCACAAACUGUUUUUGGAGAGAACUGAAAUGUUGUCUUCUAACCAUUAGAGCUCCAUACUAUUGAACACUACAUACCUAAAACGCAUAGAUUUAACCCCGACAACUCUAUCACCAUUUAGUGUUUCUUGAUCUUAACACCCUUCAUCUUCUUCAAUUGCAUUGUUGAAAAAAAUUCUUCAAAAAUAUCUCUCUUCACUCUGUCCCCAUCAACUUCUAGGGCAAUUUUUUUUAUCAGCAAUGGGCAGGUUGAAUUAACUUGUAGGGAAGACCCAACCUAAUACAUUAAUUAUAUGUUAGUUCAUAGACCUACGAACAGUUAGUAUUAAAGUUAAAAUUAAAAUAAACAAAAUAAGAACGUAUCAACCUUUUCAUUGCAAGAAAUCUCUCUGAUCUUCAGUAAGCUCAUCUUCCUCCUUUAUAAACAUUUACAAAAAGGUUAAAAAAGAUCUCAUUUAAAUAACAUUAACCAUAUUGCAGGAAAUUUAUUUCUUCUUUUGCUUUUACAGUUUAAAGGGGGGGAUGGAUGUGAGAAGUGCAAUGUUGGAGUAUUGCUCUUAUAGCUGAUCAUUGGCAUGUUGUUUGCUGGAAAUAAGAUACACUCAAUCUUUUCUACUGUGCUCACCACCCAAUUCCACCAAUAGAAACAAAGUAUUCAAAACAGUGACUCAACAUCAGUCACCCACUUUAUGUCAACAGUGAGCACCUCCAUUUUGGACCAAUAGGAAUGCACGAAACGUAUUACAGCUAUGCACACCUCCAUUUGGACCAAUAAGAAUCACUAUGCUACAAAACCGCAUGUUCAGAUCAAUUUUUUCUCAUUAGAUUGUAUUUCUUUUUGAUUUAUUUUGACAGAUAAACAAAUAAAGUAUUGAUGUUGAUACUUCUAAGCGGGAACACGAUUCCCAUAAAAACUGUCUCUUUAGAUAAUAAUAGAUAUCCCCAAAUCUCCAAUAUAUAUAGCCCAAUAUUCAUUUAUAACAUCUAUUCUAUUCUAUUCUAUUCUAUUCUAUUCUAUUCUAUAUAUAAGAAAGGAGAUAGCUCCUUAAAAGACAUUUCUAUCCCUCUCAAAUCCUACGUGCUUGCCUCUCCCGUUUUUACUCACUUCACCUCUUACGGCCACGUGGCCUCCUAAUUUUUAAGCGUGAUGUUCACGACUUGAAAGGUCGCUGCUUUCAACCCAAAAGAGAUAAACCUCCCCCAAUGAUUGCUUACAUUUAGAAUUCUCCAUCUCUAAUCAUACGCGAUAAAAUAUAGCGCCCAACUAAUCACACUUCAACUGCCCGAGUAGCAGUACAGGUACUUUCUCUAACCUACUUCUUCAUUUGUCCAAUUCAUCAUUCUCUGAUCUAAGGAAUAUUACAGAAAAAGAGAUGAUCAUUUUCUAAGCAAUUUUAAAAUCUGCAUGUUGGUUUGAACUGAUUGUCCCAUUCAUUUCGGUGCACUUCUUUACUAAAAAGCUUCUUACACCUGUGGCCUAGAAAUAAAGAAUUAACAAAAAAAAGUAGGACAAAGAAGAAAGGGACUGCCUAUAACAGUGGAGAAGAGGCCUAAAAGAAGUGCAUUUUCUCUUCUUAACACCAUUUAUGCUUUGUUGUUGUUUUUCUAUGCUAUAUGAACUAAGAUGGUUUAUGAUUUUGAUUUAAAAUUCAGAAUGUAGUAAAUGAAAGAGAAGGCGGAUUAACACCAUUUAUGCUAUGUUGUUGUUUUUCUAUGCCAUAUGAACUAAGAUGGUUUAUAAUUGGGAAAUAAAAUUCAGAAUAUAGUAAAUGCAAGAGAUAGCAGAUUACAGAAAAAGAUAUGAUCUUUUUCUAAGCAAUUUGUUUGCUUGCUGCCUAUUUUGUGUGAACUUAUUGUUCCAUUUAUUUCUUUACUAAAAAUCAGAUUUUGUCUUGAGCAUUUCAUAUGACUGUUUUGUUUGAGCUAAUUGUUUAGUUCAUUUCCUUACUAAAAACCUUAUUACAUUUGUGGCCUAGAAAUAAAGAAUAACAAAAGAAAAUGUAGGACAAAGAAGCAAGGGGCUGCCUAUAACAGUGGAGAAGCUACCAAAAAGAAGUAACAUGGUAAAUGCAUGAGAAGGCAGAUUACAGAAAAAGAGAUGAUCAUUUUCUAAGCAAGAGUAGUGUCAUAUUAAAGUAUUUUAAAAGCUAUCAAAUUUGUAGAUAAGUCGGCAUCGAGUGUUUUUUAAUUACUUGCUCAAUUCAAUUCACGAGGAGUCGAGGACUCGAGGAAAAACAUGAUAAAACAAUUCUACUACUUCAAAAUAAGAUGAUUUUGCUGAGAUAGUCAAAUGUCAACUCUGAUUUCAACCAUGUUUAUUUCAUCCACAUCGACCCAACUUUGCGAGCACAGAUCCUUGGGUGCCCAUGUAGCAGGAGAGCCGCACAUCUCCUUCGGUUGUAAGAGGAACCAGAUAAACAGGGGUUUGUGUUCAUCGAUGGAGCCCAAGGUUGUUUUCACUUGCAAUGGAUAUAGCAGAUUAUUGUGGUUACAUGUCUUGCAGUCAAUUUGUGAAGCAAAGGAGCAACCCUGGGAUUCUGAGAAUAGAUAUCGGACGAUUUUGGCUAAUUCUUUUUUAUUAGCCUUCUUCGCAACCUUCACUACCCUAUCUGAUUUUAUAACUGGUGGUUCUGAUUUCAAUUAAAUUUAAAACAACCAUUCACGGACAAUACAAAUCUGAGAAUGACCUUUUCAUUUGCUUGAUCGAUUCCGCCUCCUAUCCCAACCUCCACCUCUUUCGUACCAGGUAAUUAGAAUUUCUUUUUAUGCUAAAUUUAUGCUUAAUUGAAACAGAUAGAUUCGUCAAUUGGUUUUUGUAUUAUGGUAUGAGUAUGUUUUCUCUUUCAUUGGCGUAUCUUUAUUCUUUAGCUGUUAGAGUUUAUUUUCUUCCCCAGCCCAGACCUUCAAAGUGCCGGUUGUAUUUUUGUGUGAAUGCAUAUUCAGACAUGUAUGUCUUUAGUUUAGUUUAAUUUGUCCCUAUGUUCUUUAAUUUCUAACUUUUAAAGAUAUAGCCUUGGGAAGUGUAAAGCAUGAACUACUAAUACGUAUUUGUGCUCUUCAAUAUUAUAAUGGGGCUGCAUGUAUGCCUUUGUUUGUUAAGUGCAAUUGAUAAUGUAAGAAGCUCGUUGAUGCUUUCAGUGAACCCAAAGUUGAGUGCAUAUCAUUAAGGUGAGCUACUUGGUGCUCACAUAUCAACAGGCCAGGCGAGCAUACAUACACUCACCCCCCGUGGACUUCUCAAUUCUCCACCUGUCAUCUAAGUCCACCGAAUCAUUAACCUCACAAAAUCAUAGAGAAAAUGAAUAAAACGUAAAUAUAGGUCAUUGAAGUAAAUAAGUCUUAGAGAUAAUAUAAGAACAAAAAUGAUAUUUGUACCCACUCUUAUACCCGCCUUUGUAUCCACUUAUGUUUGUGAAUUGUUUUUUUUUUGUCCGUGAACCCCGGUUCACAGACAAUAUUUUCCUCAAACAAAAUAUUGUCUGUAAGCCGGGUUCACAGAAAAAAAAAGCACUUCACAAACAUGAUGGGUAUAAGAGUGAGUACAUCAAACAUUGUUGAUAGAAGGAAACAGUAUAAUGUGUAUGACAAGUGUAACACUCAAGCACGGUAUAUGGAUGUUUUUAAUUGGAC